Messenger RNA from Neoarius graeffei (lesser salmon catfish), 973 nucleotides. It is a transcript of the gene kcnk17, whose product is annotated as potassium channel, subfamily K, member 17. Gene Ontology annotation, biological process: potassium ion transmembrane transport; stabilization of membrane potential. Gene Ontology annotation, molecular function: potassium ion leak channel activity. The coding region runs from base 11 to 928 and encodes 305 amino acids. Gene Ontology annotation, cellular component: membrane. The record is from RefSeq and is a predicted model, not a curated record. NCBI's taxonomy places the organism in Eukaryota, Metazoa, Chordata, Actinopteri, Siluriformes, Ariidae. The transcript is spliced from 5 exons.
AGGAACCACUAUGGCCACAGGAAAUCUUUGCAAAUGGUCCAAUUUUACCAAAUUUAUUUAUCUGCUGUUGCUUGGAGCAGGGUACUUGGCAUAUGUCCUAAUUGGAGGGGUCAUUUUCUGGAAGCUGGAAGGGGACCAGGUAAUGAAUAACAUUGCUAGGCUGGGGACGAAGAAAAAAAGGCUGCUCCAGAUUUAUCCAUGUCUUGGACAAAGUGGUCUAGUGGAACUGGAAGAGUUUAUGCACGAGAUAUCUACCAAUGGGGUGAGUUUGACAAGUAACCACACAGCAGGAGGCUUCUGGAAGUUCACCAGCUCAGCAGUGUUUGCUGCCACAGUGGUGACAACUAUUGGCUAUGGGAACAUCAGCCCGAGUACAAUGCCUGGUCAGAUAUUUUGUGUGAUCUUUGCCAUUUUUGGAAUCCCACUUAACAUGGUGGUCUUGAAUCAAGUAGGCAAGUACAUGCUGGCCAUCGAAAGAAAUUUCUGUACCAUGAUUGCGAAAAAGACCAACCACCAGAAAGUUACGCUGGUGUUACUCCACUUUUCAGCCUUUAUUGGCUCAGGAAUCCUCUAUUUGGUCAUCCCUAUGCUAUUUUUUCAAGUGUAUGAAGGCUGGACCUAUUCACAGGGCAUCUACUAUUGCUUUAUCACACUCAGUACAGUAGGCUUUGGAGAUUUUGUUGCAAAUUAUGACCCUGACAAGAAUUACCCUGAGUGGUACGGAUGCAUCUUGGGAGUUUGGAUAUUUUUUGGCAUGGCCUGGCUGGCUUUACUGAUCAAUCACUCUAUUGACCUUCUGGGGCACUUAAAUGCUUACCUUAAAUCAGGGGAAAACCACAACAAGGCAAACAAAUCACAAGACCAGGAGCUACCGGAAAUACAGCAGAAAGAUCUUGAGGAAGAGAAAAAAGAUGAUGUCUGUGAAUAAUCUGUUCAUACAAGACACUUUGGUAGGAUACAGACGCACACACAC